This is a messenger RNA of Zingiber officinale, 1263 nucleotides long. RefSeq lists its product as uncharacterized. Lineage: Eukaryota; Viridiplantae; Streptophyta; Magnoliopsida; Zingiberales; Zingiberaceae. The record is from RefSeq and is a predicted model, not a curated record. Bases 716 to 1108 code for a protein of 130 amino acids. The transcript has 2 exons.
UUCUGACAGUUUAAUCGAGCAUGACACUUGUAAAUGAUGAUGAUAAAUAAAAAAGGCAAGAAUGAGUUCGCGUGGACAGUGAAUAAAUGAGUGGCUUCACUUGACUGUGAGCGAAGCCGACAUGGCAUGCAUAAAAGGGGCGGACGGCGAUGCGUACUAAAAAAACAGGCAUCUUUUUUUCACUUCUUUUCUUCUCCUCGCCGCUAGGGCAAUCACAUCAAUCGUCAGACCAGAAAAUGGUGGCGCUGCGACGACGAUGACGCAGUGGCUGCUGUCGGCUCGGCUUCUCACUGUAUGCUCCUUUUCUUCUCGCCGUGUGGCGAUAAUGGUUGUCGAUGCUUAAUCCUCGGUCGCCUCACACCGGUUCCAUGUUCUUGAUUUUUUUUUUAUUUUAUUCCUGGAAUAUAUCUGCGCGGAUCACUGCAAGGCGAAAAAGGAACGAUCUUGGUGGCUCGGGCUGUACUUUUCCUUGCUCGAAUUUCUUAACGCCGUCCUAAUUAUCCGUGAAAUCCCUUCUCGAUUCGAUCCUAGGGUUAUAUUUCCUUGAGGAAAGUUCGUUCCUUUGAAGGAGGGCUUGCAUUCAUUCCAAUCUCUCAUGGUCCUUUCUCCCUGAUUUCGAGUUUUUCCCAGAGAUCUGUGUUGAAUUGACGCAUUUUCUUCUUCAAAUUUCCGACUUUUGGGCCACGAAAUGAGCUAAAGGUGGCUGUGAGCUGAAAUGACGGUUUCAUCCUGCCAUUGUCACUAUCCCCUUGUAUGCUGCUCGAAAUCGUCAGUCCGCCAUGACCUGCCUAACCCACAAUGCGGAGAUGCCCUGCAAGCGUCCGCGAGUCCAGCUCAAGUUCCAGUUACGUCGGAGAAGAAACCUUCUGGGCAGAAGGUUGUGAUUGAACAGAAGAGUGCAGAGGAUGGGAAAUGUGAGAUCUUGCUGAAGAGCAGCCUGAAAACGCUGAAAUCACCAGAUUCAGAAAGGAUCCUAAAGGGCAAUGUUAAAUGGAUGGAUUCCUCAGGAAAGGAACUUGUUGAGGUCAAGGAAUUCGAACCAGCUGAAUCUGAAGAAUCAGAAGACUACACGGAUGACAACAUAGGGUGCGUUUGUGUGAUUCAAUAACGAUGGCUAGUUCCAUACGGGAAGUGUUCCCACAAGAUUAUCAAUCGAAUGAUUGUUUAGCUGUUACAGAAAUAAUUGCUUGAUUUUUUUUUUUUUUGAAUCAUUGGUGUACCUUAUUCAGGGUUGAUUAAACAUCCAAAAUCCAGAUUUCAAGA